GCAGAAGAGAGUCUGGCUCUGAAGGAGGACUCGAGACUGCCCGCACUCACUGUUUCUUCCAUACCGAUUUUCAUCGAAGACCCUCGACAGCCGGAAACAAGGUAGAUUCGGAAGCGUAGCCAUCCACAUCGUCCCUCAGAGACUCUCGUCUGAGUGCGAGCAAGCUUUCGUGAAGUCAACACUGCUGAAGGGCCGACCUAGGCUCACACGAAAGGGGAGCAACACAGACCUAGGCCAAUUGAAGUCGAUCGAGAUCAAUUAAGACAUCGCGAGUACGGCAACGCGUGUUUCAGAUGCCGCUCAGUACGCCAUUGAGGCUCGGCUCCGCCUUGCUGCACACCACAUCACUGGCCAUUUGCUGGUCUGCCUUUCUGUCCUUGGACGACCUAAGUGACAUCAGUGGGGUGGAUGUCUCAUUGCAAUAUGGAGGCCACUACCAAUUCUUGACCGUCUGCGCGUUGAGGGCCACGCAGAUCACGAUGGGCGUCGCGCUUCUGCACGACAUUUUGGCCCUUUCAGAGCUAGCGACGCUCAAGUCGAUUCUGAGCGUAGCAGUCUUGCCGGUAGAGACGCUGGUGUCUAUGCUCUAUUGGACUGUGCUAGCCAUCGAUCCAGAUCUCCUUGUCCCUCCGAGAUUGACCGACGAUCCCAACAAUCCCGGUCAGGUGAUCAAAGAGAGCAUCCGCUUGCCACUUAGCGCAGACUUGGCCAUGCACGCUGCACCCGCCGUCUUUCUUCUCGCUGACUUUUUGCUGGUAUCACCUCCCUUCCCAAAGAAGGUGCGACCUGCCUUCGUAUCUGGCAUAGCCACUGUCGCCUACUGCGUAUGGUGCGAAAGAUGCGCAGCAGUGAAUGGCCACUAUCCUUACCCGCUCUUGGGCUUGCUGUCCCUGUGGCCUAGACUGGGGCUGUAUGCAGGCUGCAGUGUGACGAUGGUGCUUGUGCUGGGCGCCGUGCGCACCAUCCACGCCGCAUUAGAUCGACGGUACAAGAGGGUGUGGGAUGACACUGUUGCAGAGACCAUCGCAGGCAAGGUGGGCGAGCUCUCCAAGAAGCACGAGUAGGCUAUCGAUGCUAUUGAAUGGCAAUGCUCGAGACAUUAGCUUCAAGCUUCUUUACAAGACGCCGCGACUGCACAGAAAGAAUCGGAGUGGUCCAGUGUACAACAGCAUCGCGGGCCAGCAAAGCCAUACGGGCGCGUACAAGUGGUG
Ceraceosorus guamensis is the source of this 1211-nucleotide messenger RNA. RefSeq lists its product as hypothetical. NCBI's taxonomy places the organism in Eukaryota, Fungi, Basidiomycota, Exobasidiomycetes, Ceraceosorales, Ceraceosoraceae. The record is from RefSeq and is a predicted model, not a curated record. The coding region runs from base 294 to 1064 and encodes 256 amino acids. The transcript is spliced from 5 exons. Gene Ontology annotation, cellular component: endomembrane system; membrane.